Nymphaea colorata (pocket water lily) is the source of this 1849-nucleotide messenger RNA. Its product is annotated as NAC domain-containing protein 7-like. Gene Ontology annotation, biological process: regulation of DNA-templated transcription. The record is from RefSeq and is a predicted model, not a curated record. The transcript has 4 exons. The coding region runs from base 567 to 1607 and encodes 346 amino acids. Lineage: Eukaryota; Viridiplantae; Streptophyta; Magnoliopsida; Nymphaeales; Nymphaeaceae. Gene Ontology annotation, molecular function: DNA binding.
CCUAUAUUUUUGGCCCCCAUGAUCCGGUAAAAGCCUGAGAGAAGCGAUCGAAGACGUGAGCUUCAGUUUGUCUGUGCCUUUGUUGCUGUUCCUCAGGGCGGUGUGCCGCCGCUCAGUCUCUGUCUCCGUCUUGUUGGUGCUGCUGCAGCUGGUGCCAGUCGCUGCUCUCUUUCUCUCUCCUGUUCAUGCCUCCCCAUCUCAAUACUUUCCCUGCAAUUCAGCUCCAAUAGGAAUAAUUAACGCGCGUGAAAAUCCCUCCAUCAACUACCACCUUAACUUUCAUUUUGUUCUUCCUGCUCUCUCUCUCCCUCUUCUCUCUUUCAACAAGAAAGUACAGUGGUGCUGAUCAGAUCGAAUUCCAAGGCUAACUGCCUCUCUUUCAGUCUUUUUGUUCUCCUACUAUGUUCCUGGGCAGCUGCUGAUACCACCACCACGGAUUUUUCCUUGAGGUGCAGGAGUUUCUCAUCGGCUUCCCCAUCAUCCAUUCGAUCCAAAGAUUUGGAGGGGCUGGAGAGAGGAAAAGGAAGCCUUCUCGCAUCGGCAGGUAUCCCGAACUUCUGUUGAAUAUGAAUUCCUCCUCACGUGUUCCACCAGGCUUCCGGUUCCACCCCACGGACGAGGAACUUGUUGAUUACUAUCUGCGAAAGAAAGUUUCUUCCAAAAGGAUAGAUCUCGAUGUUAUCAAGGACGUUGAUCUUUACAAAAUUGAGCCAUGGGACCUUCAAGAACAAUGUAGGAUUGGGACGGAGGAGCAGAGUGAAUGGUACUUCUUUAGCCACAAGGACAAGAAGUAUCCAACUGGAACACGGACAAAUAGGUCUACGGCAGCUGGAUUUUGGAAGGCAACUGGAAGGGAUAAGGCCAUAUACUCCAAGCAUAAGUUGGUUGGCAUGAGGAAAACGCUGGUCUUUUACAAGGGCCGAGCACCCAAUGGGCUGAAAUCUGACUGGAUCAUGCAUGAAUACAGGCUCCAGACGAAUGAACAUGCUCCACCACUGGCAAAGGGGUGGGUGGUCUGCAGGGUGUUCAAGAAAAGGAUAACCAUGCUAAGGAGACCAAUCGAUCAAGGGUACUCUCCAUGUUGGUAUGAUCAUGAUCAAGUCUCCUUCAACCAUGAUCUUGAUUCAAGUCCAAAAAGGAUAUUCCAACCUGAAAUUCCCUACCAGCAUCCGUUUGCAUUCAAGCAAGAACUGGAUAACCAUCUUCAACUCCCUCAGCUGGAGAGCCCCAAACUGCCAGACUCAGGACGAUGCAGUACUAGUGGUGUAGCCUUUGCCUUUGAGAUGAGCCGUGGAUCAAGUCUCUUUCACCCGCACAUGGUUUCCUCAUUCUCACAUGAUGAACACCGACAACAAUCUCAAAUGAACUUGCUGCUUGCCAAUAAUUCAAGCCAAUCUGAUCAGGUGACAGACUGGAGGGUGCUUGACAAAUUUGUGGCUGCUCAGCUUAGCCCUGAGGACAACAUGCCUAAGGAGACCAGCUUCUCUAACCCGGCAGGGCUUCUUGUUCCUGAUGUAAAUUAUGUUCAGCAAGAACAUGACCAGAACUUGAUUCCUGACCGUCCUCUGCCCAGUACCUCAAGCUGCCAAGUGGAACUGUGGAAGUAAAUAUGCAAUUGGAGCUAGACAUCCAAUACAAUGCUACUGACAAGAAAUAACCAAUCUACUACAUACCCAAGAAAAGUUUACUUUGUAUGUUGUAAGAUGCGUAUACGAAAAAUAAAGCUGAAGUGCGAGGAGGGAGAAAAAAGAAAAAGACAAAAAAGAAAUACAUGAAGGCAACCAUUAAUUUUUCCCAUGUAAUAUUGAUACUUGUACCCAAUUACAUGGGCCUUUUACUCUUAACAAAG